Triticum aestivum (bread wheat) is the source of this 2192-nucleotide messenger RNA. Its product is annotated as cytochrome P450 710A1. The transcript is spliced from 2 exons. Bases 498 to 2030 code for a protein of 510 amino acids. Lineage: Eukaryota; Viridiplantae; Streptophyta; Magnoliopsida; Poales; Poaceae. Gene Ontology annotation, biological process: sterol metabolic process. The record is from RefSeq and is a predicted model, not a curated record. Gene Ontology annotation, molecular function: monooxygenase activity; heme binding; iron ion binding.
UCAUGGGUCGUCCUCCUCCGGAACACGAUUCCGGCGGCCGAGCAUGGGCCUUUUCAGAAUCCGGCUAGGACAUGCGUGCCAGUGUGCGCCGCCCCGCCCAUCCCUGUCGCCACCAACCUGGGAUCAUCGUACUGCCCCAUGCCCUUCCCGUGCAUAACGCCAUCCAGAAGGGAGGGCGCAAACGCACGAGGCCACGUUCCCCCAGGCUUCCCCUUCCGGCGUCUGCUUUCCCCGUCUGCGCGCCUCGUUUCUUCCACCGCGCGCGCAGCGAGCGCAGGGCAUGAGCCAAUCCGCCCCGGCCCGUGCAGCCAGCCCAACACAACAACGGCCGCCACCUUUCGUUUUCCCAGCGCCACCCAGCCAAGCCAGCCUUUGACCACCGGUUCCCACUCCAACCUUCUUCCCUUCUUCUCCCUGUGUACAGGCCAGGGAGAGCUUGAGCCUUGAGCUCCACGAUAACCUCAGGGAUCCAGCCAGCAUUGGACGGGCGCAACGCAAUGGCGGAGCUGCUGCGAGCGGCCGAUUUCUUUGACCUGCGCGCGGCAGCGCCGUUCGUGGCGGCGGCGGUGGCGCUCUACUUCCUGGCUGAGCAGCUGUCCUACCUCCGCAAGAAAGGCCCCCUGCCAGGCCCGUCGCUCGUCGUGCCGUUCCUCGGCAGCGCCGUGCGCAUGAUCCGCGACCCCACGGGGUUCUGGGACGUGCAGGCCGCGCGGGCCAGGGAGUCCGGCGCCGGGCUCGCCGCGGACUUCCUCUUCGGCCGCUUCAUCGUCUUCAUCCGCGACUCCGAGCUGUCCCACCGCGUCUUCGCCAACGUCCGUCCCGACGCCUUCCACCUCAUCGGCCACCCCUUCGGCAAGAAGCUCUUCGGCGACCACAACCUCAUCUACAUGUUCGGCGAGGACCACAAGGACCUGCGCCGCCGGAUCACGCCCAACUUCACGCCGCGCGCGCUCUCCACCUACGCCGCCAUCCAGCAGCGCGUCAUCCUGGCUCACCUCCGGAGGUGGCUCGACCAGAGCGCCGCCACCGGCGAGGCCAUGCCCAUACGGGUGCCCUGCCGCGACAUGAACCUGGAGACGUCGCAGACGGUGUUCGUGGGCUCCUACCUCACCGAGAAGGCGAGGGAGAGGUUCGCCAAGGACUACGCCCUCUUCAACCUCGGCCUCAUGACCGUCCCCGUUGACCUGCCCGGGUUCGCGUUCCGGCGCGCGAGGCUGGCCGUGGCGCGGCUUGUGCGCACGCUCGGAGAGUGCGCGCGGAAGAGCAAGGCGCGCAUGCGCGCCGGCGGCGAGCCGGAGUGCUUGGUGGACUACUGGAUGCAGGAGACGCUGCGGGAGAUGGACGAGGCCGCAGCGGCGGGGCGGCCGCCGCUGGCGCACACCGACGACGAGGAGUUUGGGGGCUUCCUCUUCGACUUCCUGUUCGCCGCCCAGGACGCGUCCACAUCCUCGCUCUGCUGGGCAGUCUCCGCCCUGGACUCCCACCCGGACGUGCUCGCCCGCGUGCGCGCCGAGGUGGCCACGGUCUGGUCGCCGGAGUCCGGCAAGCCCAUCACCGCCGAGAAGAUCCAGGCGAUGAAGUACACCCAGGCGGUGGCGCGGGAGGUGGUGCGCUACCGCCCGCCGGCGACGCUGGUGACGCACGUCGCCGGCGAGCCGUUCCAGCUGACGGAGUGGUACACGGUGCCCAAGGGGGCCAUCGUGUUCCCGUCGGUGUACGAGUCGUCGUUCCAGGGGUUCACCUCGCCGGACGCGUUCGACCCGGAGCGCUUCUUCUCGGAGGCGCGCAGGGAGGACGUGGCUUGCAAGCGCAACUUCCUGGCCUUCGGCGCCGGCGCCCACCAGUGCGUCGGGCAGCGGUACGCCCUGAACCACCUCGUGCUGUUCCUGGCGCUGUUCGUGACCGUCGCCGACUUCCGGCGGGACAGGACGGCCGGGUGCGACGAGCCGGUGUACAUGCCGACCAUCGUGCCCAGGGAUGGCUGCGCCGUGUACAUGGAGCAGCGCUGUGACACGUUCCCAUCGUUCUGAGCUGGUCCGGCUUCCUUGUCUUGUCCCCUUCGCCCACAGAUUUCCUCUGUCUCUCGUCCCUUCCUCAUUCGUUUACGUUUUCUAUUCAUCUGGUCAUGUCAAUGUGAUGAUUGUUGUCUCGCCCGGGUUGGUCCAUUCAUCAAUUUAUUAUUUUGUUUGUCA